AUGCACGGGUGCUUUUACAAGGGAGUUUAGAGAGAGUGAAUUCGGAUCCCCUUUCUGAGGUUUACAAGGGGUAUAUAUACUAAGCUGGGGGGACAGGUCCACGCGCGCCCACGUGGGGGCACGUAGCUGACGUGGUGCGAGAUGACUGUCCCUGAGCCGCCUUGUCAUCUUGCGAAGGGGAUUUCCCUCCUUGUCACGUUCUGGCUUGGAAAUAUUCCUCCAGGAUCUCUGCAAUUCCAACCACUAAAGUCCAAGUCCUUUUGGACUCCUCCUGCCGACACUCCUCGACCUCUAAAAGUUGUACCGGAGAGGGAUGAACCGGUUGACGACGAACCGGCUCCCUAUGACCCUGACAGCGAGUUGUACGAGGGGUGGGUGAACCGGCUGGAUUUCGCCGGUUAUUUUCCUCUCCCUUCCAGCUACCCGCUUGACAUCUACCCCCGGGUCUCUAAGAUUGCCCAGAACAAAGCCCGUAGGAAUCUCCCGGAGGGGUAUGUCCUUGAAUACGACCCUAACUGGCGCAAUAUCAUCGAGCCUCACCGGGACGAUAGGGUGGGAUUCCAUAUCAUCUCCCUGGAGAGUGGCACCGUCUUCCCCCUUCGCCCCCUCCUGGUCGAGCUGUGUCAUUGCUUCAAGAUCCUCCCCAGGCAACUUACGCCCAAUGCCCACCGUUUUCUUAACGCUUUUGUAAAUAUCUGUUCCCAUCUCAAAAUCGACCCUUCUCUUCGCUUUUUCCUCUAUUUGUUUGAAGUCCUUCCCGGUAAGUCGGGUUGCGACGGCUAUGUCUAUUUCAAGGGCCGUAACGGUCGCCAAUUCAUUUCUGACCUUCCACAAAGCAACCGGAUGUGGAAGGAAAAAUUUGUCUUUAUAAAAUUCCCCACCGUUUCUCCCUUGGCCGGCAUAAAGUGGAGCGACCACCUCUUGAAACCGCAAUACACUGAGCCGGCUAACGCUCCAGACUUGGAAGAAAGUUUGGAGAAACUCUUACAAGGGGACCCGUUCACCGGGCAAAUGUUCCAUUACGGGGCCUGGAUUUGGAGGAUCUCACCGGGUGGCACGGGUACCCCCCGGGCUGAUGAAGCAGCGGGGCACGGGGUACCCGCCCCGGGCAACACUGCGGAAGCUGGGGGUUCCAGUCACCCAGAGAUGAACUUCAGAGCAUUCAACAUCCCCACCAAGAAGACCGGUGGCUCCUCCUCUGCUGCCCCAAGAACCGUACCGGUGCAACAGGAGCCAGUGGAGAUCAACUCUGAGGAGGAAACUCCUCCGACCGGUCAGGCCGGGAGGACCACAGUAAACCCUCCCCUAAACAAAGGGAAGGGGAAGGUCCGAACCAAGCACGCCGCCACUACCCACCCCUCGGCAAAGAGGAGGAGGGGAGAAAGUGUCCUGGCCACAGAGUCGCUAGAGGAGCUCUGGGUCAAGAUGGGGCGAAAGCUAAAAGAGAUGGGUGAGGUCGGGCCUGAAACCUUGGGGAAGCUUGCCGAGGACUCCCCUUCCCGGUCACUUCAGCUGGAGGAAAAGCUGAAGAGGCUUAAAGCCCACAACCGGGAGCUUCAAGACCUGACCGCCCGGCAACUUGACGAGAUGGCCAACCUCUCGGCGAUUGCCGGUAGGGCGAACGCGGAGGUCCUCCAGCUGAAGGAGGAGAACUCGCUGCUGAUGGGGGAGGUCUCCCACCUGAAGGAGGAGGCGUGGGUGAAGGAGCAAGAGCUGCCCGGUCGGGCCAGACAGUGGAUGGAGGAGAACCUGGUGGAGGCCGCCCGGGUGCUUACUUCCUCUGAGGAAAGGACAAUGGAGGGCUUCAAGUUGCUGUAUCGGGAGGAGCAAGGGAAAGAGAUGAUCACCCAGAUCGGCUCCUAUGGUUUCAUGUCGGGCCAAAAACGAGAUCGGGAGGCCACCCAUGCGAUCCUUGCCGACCGGGAUCCGGACUUCAAUGCCGAAUCAUACGGUCUGGCCCCCAUCCCGGACGAAGAGCCUGCGCCUCCCUUUCCUCUUGAGUAAUCUUCCCGGCUGCGACUGGUUGGAUUAUUUUGGCAAAACUUCAAACUCAUUUCCCCGGGAAUGCCCGGUGUAGUUGUAAAACACUUAACCAUUUUGUUCUACUUUAAUGCAAUGCUUAAUUUCCCUACCGGUUAAUCUUUCAUAUCUGCUUGCUUGUUGAUUGAUACUUUGAUCUUUGCCUCUUAGAACGCCACCAUAGGAUACCCGACCAGUAUAGUAAUCAAUCACCAUACUUCCU
Molecule: messenger RNA, 2242 nt
Organism: Cuscuta campestris
Lineage: Eukaryota; Viridiplantae; Streptophyta; Magnoliopsida; Solanales; Convolvulaceae
Source: the annotation of a GenBank genome assembly